Molecule: messenger RNA, 2194 nt
Organism: Tribolium madens (black flour beetle)
Lineage: Eukaryota; Metazoa; Arthropoda; Insecta; Coleoptera; Tenebrionidae
Product: peroxidase-like
Exons: 9
Coding region: 554-2194 (546 amino acids)
Biological process (GO): response to oxidative stress
Molecular function (GO): heme binding; peroxidase activity
Source: RefSeq, a predicted model, not a curated record
AAAACAAGCCGAAAAAUCACAGAAUAACGCCGAAAAUAAUGUCACUUUUACUUAUUUGAGAAUUUAACCAGAUCUUCAAAAAAAUGCAAAACACAAAAACAAAAAAAUCCAAAAAUUUCAUUCCUUAAAACAAUUAAACGUAUUUUUGGAGACAGAAAGGAAACAAUAAAAAUUAGUAUUUUUCAUUGAAAAGAAGUCAAUAUUGACAGUUCCUAGGGCCCCCUAUUACUACGCCACUGCCCCCCAACGCCAACUAAUCUAUAAAUAAAACAUGAAUGUGUCACUAAUUUGCAAUUAGCUCAAUUAAUAUGUUUGGAAUUAUAGUGUCUGCGUAAAAGAAAGCUCAUUAUUCUGUUUACACCGUUAGUGGUACUACUUGCAAAAUUCAUUGUCCUUGGAACCAUUCUCGUUCAAUAAAUUAAUUUGUUAUGUUCAGGUUCUUGGCUUCUUAUUAUUCUCAAGGACUGUGAUAAUUAACCAAUGAAUCACCCAUUAUAAUAAUAAAUUAUUGCAUAAGGGACUCCACCCUGCCCCGAUCUAAGUCCAAUCGACGAUGUUCCUGUGGUACUUCUUGGCCCUCCUCCCCCUGGCCGAACCCAAAGGUUCCGGCUACAGCAUUUUCCUGGAGCACACCCCAAAUUGGCAAGGGAGACCCUACGGGUACGGCCCGGCACCACCCCAGCCCAACUUUGACCCUUUCAACAAUAAUUUUUUACCACAACCACAACCAAGCCCAGAUCCGGCCACUCUAGGCUGUGGUACUCCACCAGCGUCGUGUCCGAAAUCACGGUACCGCUCAUAUGAUGGUUCCUGUAAUAAUCUAGUGAACCCAGUGUUGGGUACCCCACAAACGCGCUAUGCGAGACUUCUACCGGCGAAUUACGGCGAUGGGGUGAGUAACCCGACUGUGUCAGUGACGGGGAAACAGCUUCCUGGGUCGCGGAUUGUGAGUCUCUUACUCUACCCAGAUGUGCAAAUUGAGGACCCUAAAUUUACCAUCAAUGCCAUGCAAUAUGGGCAAAUUAUCACCCAUGAUAUGAGCAUGAUUGCGGGUAGUACCCAAGCACAGCCCCACCAAACCAAAUGUUGUACCGCCGAUGGGCAACUACUCGAGUUUGCCAACAUUCCGGAACAUUGUUUCCCCAUUGUGUUGCCCAAUGACGACCCAGCGCACUCCCAGACGAAUGCAAAAUGCAUGAAUUUCGUUCGAACGAUCACUGAUCGUGAUCGUAACUGUGUUGGAGGCUCCCAACCGGCUGAACAAUUAACUGCAGUUAACCAUUACUUGGACUUAUCGAUAGUUUACGGAAACAGUGGGCAAAUCAACCAACAAGUCCGCCAAUUCCAAGGGGGGAGACUCCGGGUCGAGGUUCGACAUGGUAAGGAAUGGCUACCACGGAGUACCAACGCGAGUGGGGUUUGCUCCAUUCAGAGUCCACAAGAAGUGUGCUACUUGGCGGGUGACGCUCGAGUCAACCAAAACCCACAAUUGACCAUUCUUCAAAUCAUCCUCAUGAGGGAACACAAUCGAAUUGCUGACGCUUUAGCCAAAUUGAACCCACAUUGGGAUGAUGAAACCAUUUUUCAGGAGGCGAGAAGGAUUGCAAUUGCUGAACAUCAGUUUAUUUCGUACUAUGAAUGGUUACCGAUUUUCAUCGGGCUUGAGAAUUCGCUCAAAAAUAAGAUUAUUUAUUUGACGAAAAAUUUUAUUAAUGAUUAUCGACAAGAAGUCGAUCCGACGGUACUCAACGAACAUGCGACUGCUGCUUUCAGAUAUUUUCAUUCGCUCAUCGCCGGGCAUUUGGACCUGGUGGACGAGCACCGCAGCAGUUACGGCAACCUGCGCCUCAGUGACUGGUUCAACCGUCCCGCCAUCGUCGAAGAGGGCGACAAUUUCGACGAAUUGACCCGUGGUUUGGCCACUCAGCCGGAACUUGCCUCCGAUCCUUACCAUGACAGUGAGAUAACUCAGUUUUUGUUCCGCGACGGCCAACAAUUCGGUCAGGAUUUGAAGGCCAUUGACAUACAACGAAAUCGCGACCAUGGACUCGCUUCCUACAACGAAUAUCGAGCCUUCUGUGGACUUCCAAAAGCCCACACUUUCGAAGACUUCCUCGACGUGAUGACACAAGAAAAUGUGAAAAAGUUUACAAAAAAAAGAAUAAAAACUGCGUUACUUUCUUUUCUUUGUUAA